AUUCCCCUGAUGCUGAGAUUCCCCUGGGCCUUCAUCCCUGGCCCCAGGCAGCCCCUCCCGGCUUCUUCAGCACCAUGGGUGCAGCACCCAUCUUCCUCAGCACGUAGGUGCUGGUGGACCCGACUUGACCCACGAGACAUCCCACUGAGGUGUGCAGGCUUCUGUGGGACUUGGCUGCCCUCCCUCCUGCCAUCCUGCCCUGGAGGGAGGCAGUGUGCUGGACCCCCCCCCCCCCAGCUGGCAGACGCCCCUGGGCAGGUGCAGGUGACCGUGAGACGCCCAGGAACAGCGCAGGUCUGGGCGGAGGACGCUGCCCAGCUCCUGGCUUCUGGGGCCUGGAAGUGGGAGCUGUCCCGGGUUCCCUCACCUUCCCUGAGCCUCUCGCCUGUCGUUGUCCACUGUGUCCGGCCCAGCCCACCCAGAGGGUGCCAGGCUGCUGCGGGCCAGGGCCAGCUGUCGCCAGCUGGGGUCAGGCCACUCCACUCCCGGCUGUCGGGGGCACCCCCAGUGUGCACCAGACCGCUCUGCCAGACACGCCCUGGGCUCGCCUGCCUCCAGGGGCGGAGCGGGUCAGAGUCCGCCCUCCGGCCGCCAUGUCACAGGGAGGCCGGGACGGGGCGCAGGGGCGGCAUGGAGCGCAGGUGGGUCUUUGUGCUGCUCGACGUGCUGUGCCUGCUGGUCGCCUCACUGCCCUUUGGGGUGCUGACCCUGGUGAACACUCCCUACAAACGUGGCUUCUUCUGCAGUGAUGACUCCAUUCGCUACCCCUACCGGCCAGACACUGUCACCCAUGGGCUGCUGGCGGGGGUCUCCGUCACAGCUACUGUGCUGCUGGUCUCCACUGGGGAGGCCUACCUGGUCUACACUUCGCGCCUCUACUCACACUCCUCCUUCAACAACUACCUGGCUGCACUCUAUAAGGUGCUGGGCACCUUCUUAUUUGGGGCAGCGGUCAGCCAGUCGCUCACCGACCUGGCCAAGUACACGGUGGGCCGCCUGCGUCCCAACUUCCUGGCUGUGUGCGACCCUGACUGGGGCCGCUUCAACUGCUCGGGCUACCUGCUGGCGGAUGGGCUGUGUCAGGGCAGCGCUGCCAACGUCACGGAGGCCAGGUUGUCCUUCUACUCGGGCCAUUCUUCCUUCAGCAUGUACUGCAUGGUGUUCCUGGCGCUGUACGUGCACGCGCGCCUGUGUGGGCAGUGGGCCCGGCUCCUUCGCCCCACAGCUCAGUUCUUCCUAGUGGCCUUCGCUGUCUACGUGGGCUACACCCGUGUGUCUGACCACAAGCACCACUGGAGUGAUGUCCUCGCUGGUCUCCUGCAGGGGGCACUGGUGGCUGGGCUCACGGUCCGCUACCUUUCUGACUUCUUCAAGCUACGUCCUCCCCAGAGCUGUGUGGAGGAGCAGCUGCAUCGAAAGCCAAGCCUGGCGCUGACCCUGACCCUGGGAGAGGCUGAGCACAACCACUACAGUUACCCUGCCCCCAGCUCCUGAGCCUACUUGACCAUCCUGCCCACCUGCCCCCUCCAUGCCCAGCAAGUCACCCUUCCUGCCCAGUGGGCCGACCUUCCUAACCACUGAGCCCCUUCCCUGUCCACUGAGCCCCCCUCCCUGCCCAGUGAAUUACCCUCGUUGCCCACUGGGCUCCUUCUGUGCCUACUGGGCCUCUUUCCCUGCCCGCCAGACCCCUCAGUGCCCACUGAGCCCCUUCCCUGAAACCCCUUCCUGCCCACUGGGCCCCCAUCUCCCUGCCCAGCUGCCCUUCCCUGCUGCCCAGUUGGCCCCCUCCCUGCCCACCAGGGCCCCCUCUCUGCCCAGUGGACCAGCCUGUGUUCCCCUGCUGCCCCUCUGACUGGGCUUGGAAGGAGGAGAAUCUGAACUACUGUUUUCUAAGCUGUCACGUGUGGGGCUUGAGUAAAACUUGGGUGUGGUUUAUGUCCCCCGCACCUGCGUGUCCCGUCCCUUCUGAGGCCGCAUCCCUGUCUGGGAGGGACAACAGUUGGACUCAGAAGCUGGGCAGGUAAACAAGAGGAAGACAUCUAUUAAGCUGCUCAGUGAUCUUGGCAAUAAUGCUGGUUUUAAAGAAGACUCACAGAGUGGCGGCACAGCUGGCUCAGCGUACACAGUACAGAGCACAAAGGACCCAGGUUCAAGCCUCUGGUCCCCACCUACAGGGGGAAAGCUUCAUAAGUGGUGAAGCAGUGUUCCUGGUGUCUCUCCUUGUCUCCAUCCAAAAAUAAAUAAAACAAUUAAGAAUUUUUUAUUUAAAAGGAUAAAUACAGAACUUCACUCCAGAAUCCUGAUUCUAGUGGGAAGAUAAGGAAACAGUUGGUGCUUCACUAUCUGCAGCCAGCACUGCAGCGAAUUCCAGCUUCUGACCUUUUCCAGUACAGUAAUAAAUAGUGUAAAGGAGGUUAAAGCCUCUGAAUUCUCUCCCUAGUCUGGGUACAGAAAUCUUUCGCUGGGAG
Molecule: messenger RNA, 2468 nt
Organism: Erinaceus europaeus (western European hedgehog)
Lineage: Eukaryota; Metazoa; Chordata; Mammalia; Eulipotyphla; Erinaceidae
Gene: PLPP2
Product: phospholipid phosphatase 2
Exons: 6
Coding region: 10-1494 (494 amino acids)
Biological process (GO): signal transduction; phospholipid dephosphorylation; phospholipid metabolic process
Molecular function (GO): phosphatidate phosphatase activity
Source: RefSeq, a predicted model, not a curated record